AUGGGUGGUGAUGAGGAAGCAUGCAACACAAAGCUAGCUCUUGGACUUGGUGUGGGUGAAUAUGCUUCAAGGCAAGAGAUGAGGAAAAAGGAAAAUCCUUCGGUUUCCUUAGACCUCUCUUUUGCGCUUUGCCCAAAACAGGAGGUUGCUAGCUUGGGUUAUCACAUGGAAAAUCGAUCGAGUUUGAGGGCAAUGGAUGAAGAUGAAGAAAGUGAGAGAAGUAUUGGUACAAAUAACAAGAGUAUUAUCAUGAACAACAAAAAUGGUGUGAGAAAGAAACUGAGGCUCACAAAAGAGCAAUCCACCUUGCUGGAAGAAAGCUUCAGCCGCCAUAGCACCCUUAAUCCGGCCCGGAAACAGUCACUUGCUGAGCAAUUGAAUCUGAAGCCAAGACAAGUCGAAGUUUGGUUUCAGAACAGAAGAGCAAGGACAAAGUUGAAGCAAACAGAAGUAGACUGCGAGUUCUGGAAGAAACGCUGCGAAAGUCUUGGCGAUGAGAAUCGUAGGUUGAAGAAAGAAUUGCAGGGGCUAAAAUCGUUAAACAAGAAUGAGGCAUCGCCAUUGUACAUUCAAAUCCCAAAGGCUACAAUGCUUUCAAUGUGUCCAUCUUGUGAGAGGAUGGUAAAAGCUCAUCACCAUGACCAAGCAGCUGCAAAGAACACAGAAGAUGUCACUGUGGUCCGGAAGAGUAAUAAAUUGCAGGGCGGCUUUGACGGUACAAAUUAA
Prunus dulcis (almond) is the source of this 726-nucleotide messenger RNA. Its product is annotated as homeobox-leucine zipper protein HAT22-like. The record is from RefSeq and is a predicted model, not a curated record. Gene Ontology annotation, molecular function: sequence-specific DNA binding; DNA-binding transcription factor activity, RNA polymerase II-specific. The coding region runs from base 1 to 726 and encodes 241 amino acids. Lineage: Eukaryota; Viridiplantae; Streptophyta; Magnoliopsida; Rosales; Rosaceae. Gene Ontology annotation, biological process: regulation of DNA-templated transcription. The transcript is spliced from 3 exons.